Molecule: messenger RNA, 2796 nt
Organism: Rubroshorea leprosula
Lineage: Eukaryota; Viridiplantae; Streptophyta; Magnoliopsida; Malvales; Dipterocarpaceae
Source: the annotation of a GenBank genome assembly
CCUACCAUCUAUUGCACCAUGGAAAGUUCAAAAUGUGUUUCCUUUCUUCUUCUUCUUCUUCCUCUUCUUCUUCUUCCAUCUUCAGAUUCAAUAAGCUUUCAAGUACCCAACUUUGCCCCUAGUCCCAAUUACAUUCUCUACCAAGGAGACGCAAUAUCUUUCUCCGAAAAUGUGGAGUUAACCAACAAUGACUUUUGGUAUCGUGUUGGUUGGGCCACAUAUGCAAAUGAAGUCCUGAUGUGGGACUCCAACUCAAGAAAGCUUUCAGACUUUACUUGUCAUUUCUCCUUCAGCAUUGAUGCGCCAAGUCCAAAUGUUAUCAGCGAUGGAAUAGUGUUCUUCCUUGCUCCUGUAGGAUUUCAAAUCCCACCCAACUCUGGUGGUGGCUUCCUUGGCCUAUUCAACACGACAACAUUAUAUUCCUCCUCAAAUAGGAUCGUCUCAGUGGAAUUCGACACUUUCCAAAACCCUCAAUGGGAUCCUGAGGAGGUUCAAAGCCAUGUGGGUAUCAAUAUCAAUUCUCUACGCUCUGUCGUUUACGGUCCUUGGAAUGCAAGUUUCCACUUUAGGGAGACUGCUGAUGUAUUGAUUACUUAUAAUUCUACAACCAAGAAUUUGAGUGUCUCAUGGAGCUAUCAGACCACCAAAACUCCUCAAGAAAAUUCAACCCUUUCUUACCUAGUUGAUUUGAGGGAUGUUUUAAACGAAUGGGUGACUAUCGGCAUUUCAGCUUCCACAGGAGCUUCAAAUGGACGACAUACACUCAAUUCUUGGAAAUUCAAUUCAAGUUUGGAUGCUAAGGAAAUCAAUUCAAGCUUGGGUGCUAAGGAAACCAACAAGAAUUUAUCAAGAAAGAUCAAAAUAGUUGUUGCUAUUGCCGUAUUGGUGAUCGUUCUUCUCCUUGGAACACUUUUAGCAUAUGUGAUUAUGAGGCAAAGGAAAAGGGUAAAUAAAAGGGUAGAGACGACAAAUUUAACAUCUAUCAAUGAUGAUUUUGAGAUGGGCACUAGACCACGAAGGUUUUCGUUCCAAGGUCUUGCCUCUGCUACUAACAAUUUCUCUCAAGAUAGGAAAAUGGGUGAAGGAGGUUUUGGUGCAGUUUAUAGAGGCUAUCUAGCUGAUGUAGACAUGUUGAUUGCUGUAAAAAAAAUUUCUAAAGGAUCAAAACAAGGAAAAAGGGAGUAUGUAACAGAGGUGAAGAUCAUUAGUCAGUUAAGACAUCGAAAUUUGGUGCAGCUUAUUGGUUGGUGUCAUGAAAGGAGUGAGUUCUUGCUUGUUUAUGAGUUCAUGUCGAAUGGUAGUCUUGAUUCUCAUCUCUUUAGCGAAAGGAGUCUUCUUCCUUGGCAUAUAAGGUAUAAAAUAACACUUGGAUUGGCCUCAGCAAUUCUGUAUCUUCAUGAAGAGUGGGAGCAGUGUGUGGUGCAUAGGGAUAUUAAGUCAAGUAAUAUAAUGUUGGAUUCUAGUUUUAAGGUUAAGCUUGGUGACUUUGGGUUGGCUAAGUUGAUGGACCAUGAGUUAGGUCGAAUUACAACAGGGUUGGCAGGUACUUUUGGCUACUUAGCUCCAGAGUACAUAAGUACAAGGAAGGCAAGUAAGGAGUCAGAUGUGUUUAGUUUUGGGGUUGUGAUAUUAGAGAUUGCUACUGGGAGAAAGUCCACGGAUCAAAUGGGGGAGGAGUCUAAUUUGGGGUUGGUGGAGUGGGUUUGGGAUUUGUAUGGGAAAGGAAAGCUUCAUUUUGGUGUUGAUGAGAGAGUCAAGAGGGAUUUUGAUGAGAAACAAGCAGAAUGUUUGAUGAUUGUUGGAAUAUGGUGCUCUCACCCUGAUAGUAGCUUAAGGCCAUCAAUUAGGCUAGCAAUUCAAGUCCUAAACUUUGAGGCAACAAUGCCAAAUCUUCCUGUAAAAAUGCCUGUACCUAUGUAUCGUGUAGCUGCAUCAUCAGUUAACUCUAGAGAACCUUUUAUUUCUUAUUCUAGUAUAGAGGCCAUUUGCCUUUAUCUCGCCGUCGUUUCUGGCCUUUUGGCUCUUGAUUUGUUUGUGGUUUUGAUCGGGUACAGGGGAUCAGACAAUGUCCAAGUUCAUGGAAAUGAAAGCGGGUCAUUGGCUGCCUCCUCAGGGCAGCCGGAAAUUGUGCGCCCUGUGUCACGAGGUCCGGCGACCGGAGUCUCCGAGAAGGCGAACGGCCAUUUUGCCGAUGUUGGGCGCUUGCGGUCAUUUCCUUGGAACAAUAGCAUGCUUUCAUGGCAGAGAACAGCUUUCCAUUUCCAACCGGAGAAGAAUUGGAUGAAUGAUCAUCGUUAUCCAUACAAGGGAGGUCGUCGUGGAUUAGCAACAUGGUAUGGAACAUCUCGACGGCACAAGUAGCCGACAUGGCCGUCAAUUCAUGCUCGUCGAUGAGCUUUCACGCUGCUAUACAGAGCAUCGGUCUCACACGCUUCCCCCAGCCAAGAGUGAGUGGCGCAUUGCUUCGUGGAUCUUCAAAGGUUCCCAGAGCGAAACGGUAGCAUCCAAGGCUUGAUUAAUAGAAUUUGCCUUUUGGACCAUAUAGGAUUUGAAAUCAAAGGUAGGUUUUGUGGGUCUUGCUCUUCUUCCUUGAUGGUAUCUUCCUUGGUAAGGACAGAAGAGAUAAAAGGAACAGAAGAAACAGCAUGGGAUUUUGUUGGAACGCCACCACCGACAUACCGAAUCUUUGAAAGGACCAAAAGUUGAGGAUGUGGGUAUGGGUAUGGAUCUGGAUCUAGUUGCUUGGUUAGAGACGAAGCAGGUCUGAACCCACAAACCCAGAUUCACAGUACUCAU